Molecule: messenger RNA, 456 nt
Organism: Iphiclides podalirius (scarce swallowtail)
Lineage: Eukaryota; Metazoa; Arthropoda; Insecta; Lepidoptera; Papilionidae
Source: the annotation of a GenBank genome assembly
AUGGUUUCAGCAAUUCCAGAUAGGUGGUUGCUAUAUAAAGCAUGUGGUAAAAUUAUCGAAGGCACGAGGAUUAUUUGCUUUAAAGUUCCUCUUAAAAGGUCUCUCCUAGAAAAACGCGUCGACCCGAAAAACAUAUGGAGUAUAAAAGAGCUGUUGAUAACAGUGCCUAAGUUAGGAGCCGUCUUAGACCUGACGAACACAAAGCGUUACUAUAAUCCAGAGAAGUUAAAAUCGUGCGGUAUUCAUUACAAGAAAAUUUUUAUGCCGGGUCGCAUAAUACCUCCCGAGAACAAAGUCAAAGACGUGGGCGGCGGCGGUCGCACUGUGGAACGCACCGGGUUCGAUCCGCGCCGGCCGAGUCCAGCGCUCGUGUACCUACGAGAGGGCGCCCACGCGCUGGCGCUUUCGGAAUUUGAAAGGCAUUUGUCGCCGCCCCGACGCGUCUCGCCUUACGUG